This is a messenger RNA of Lactuca saligna, 2275 nucleotides long. The record is from the annotation of a GenBank genome assembly. NCBI's taxonomy places the organism in Eukaryota, Viridiplantae, Streptophyta, Magnoliopsida, Asterales, Asteraceae.
AUGCCAGAUUUGAGACGUGGAGUUCGCCAAGCUAAAAAAGUGAUAAAUCUUGAUAAUAAUAAUAAUAAUAAUAAUAAUAAUGAUGAUGAUGUUGUUGUAGUAGCUCCUACAACACGUCGUGGGACCCGAAGAGGUAAAGCUCAGACACCAAAAGCAACUCCGGCAUACCCGAUUCCAAUGCCGAGGCCAGGUGGCAGAGGGAGAGGGGGUAAAGGAAUUGAACAAGAUAAAAAUGAGAAAUUGGUUGUUAAUGGUGAGGAGGAAGGAAGCUCGAGCCCCGUUCCUGAAAGGGUGCAAGUUGGCAAUUCUCCUGCAUACAAGUUAGAAAGAAAACUCGGUAAAGGAGGAUUUGGUCAAGUUUAUGUCGGUAGGAGGGUGACAGGUGGAAUGGGAAACUCGGGUCCAGAUGCUCUUGAGGUUGCUUUGAAGUUGGAACAUCGUAAUGGGAAGGGAUGUAGUUAUGGUCCUCCUUAUGAGUGGCAAGUUUAUAGUACUCUAAAUGGUUGUUAUGGGAUUCCAAUGGUUCAUCACAAAGGUCGCCAAGGAGAAUAUUACAUCCUUGUUAUGGACAAGCUAGGCCCGAGUUUGUGGGAUGUUUGGAACUCUAGCAACCAAACUCUUUCAGAAGAAAUGGUUGCUUGUAUAGCAGUGGAAUCUUUAUCAAUAUUAGAGCAGCUUCACUUAAGAGGUUUUGUUCAUGGAGAUGUAAAACCAGAAAACUUUUUACUUGGUCAACCGGGGACACCCAAUGAGAAAAAGUUGUAUUUGGUUGAUCUUGGUUUAGCUUCAAAAUGGAGGGAUACGUCUUCGGGUAAUCAUGUUGAUUAUGACCAAAAGCCUGAUGUGUUCAGGGGAACAGUACGUUACGCGAGUGUACAUGCACAUUUAGGAAGAACUGGAAGUAGAAGAGAUGACCUUGAAUCAUUGGCUUAUACAUUAGUUUUCCUCCUCAAAGGAAAACUUCCAUGGCAAGGUUUCGUUGGAGAGAACAAAGGGUUCCUUGUUUGUAAAAAAAAGAUGGCAACGUCUCCGGAUAUUCUUUGUUAUUAUUGUCCUUCACCCUUUAAACAAUUUCUUGAAGCAGUGACCAAUAUGAGAAUCGAUGGUGCCCUAAAGGUGGGACAAAAGAGGGGAAGGUUGCUUAGUGAUUUGGAAGAUGGUUCUCAACCUAAAAAGAAAAUUAGACUCGGGACACCAGCUAAUCAGUGGAUUUCAGUUUAUACAUCAAGAACACCAAUGAAGCAAAGAUACUAUUAUAAUGUAUUGGAUUCAAGACUUCAUCAGCAUGUGGAAAAAGGGAAGAAUGAUGGUUUGUAUGUUAGUUGUGUAGCAUCUGCAUUGAAUUUAUGGGCAGUUGUCAUGGAUGCUGGGACAGGGUUCACUUCGCAAGUUUACGAGAUUACCCCCAUGUUUUUACGCAAGGAGUGGAUAAUGGAGCAAUGGGAGAAAAACUAUUACAUAACAUCACUUGCAGGUGCCUCAAAUGGCAGUGCCUUGGUUGUAAUGUCAAAGGGGACAACAUACACACAACAAUCAUACAAAGUAAGCGAUGUGUUUCCAUUCAAGUGGAUCAACAAGAAAUGGAAGGAGGGCUUUUUGGUCACUUCAAUGACAACUGCUGGUAAUAGAUGGGGCAUUGUGAUGUCUCGUGAUGCAACUUAUUCCAAUCAGGUGGUGGAACUUGAUUUUCUUUAUCCAAGUGAAGGGAUUCAUAGAAGAUGGGAAAACGGAUACCGAAUUACAUCAGCUGCUGCAACUGAAGAUCAAGCUGCUUUCAUACUUAGUACUUCAAGGAGGAAAUUACAAGAUGUCACUCAAGAAACUCUCAGGACUUCUGCUUUUCCUAGUACCCAUGUCAAGGAGAAAUGCUUCUAUCGGUAUUCAAAAUCUGCUCAACAUGUUGUCCUUUAGCUUUCAUGCUACACCUUUCUUGAAAAAUGGUUGAUUGGAAAUGUUGAAAUUUAGUCGACAUUUCUGUGUCAUUUUUUUUAAUAUGAGGAAGGGAGAUAAUUUAUACAACGAUGAAGAAAAGAUGGGGUUUUGUGGCACCCCUCUUUUUUUGGGUUUGUUGGUGUGUUGUAAGGAUGUAUAGUCGAUAAACUUAAUGUUAAAACUGGUGGUUAAAAGUGUGAUGUUGUUACAUGGCUUGAAAAAAAGUCGGGUUUUGUGAAAAAUUGUAUGGUGUGUAAUUGAAUUUAUAAAGAAAAGUUAAGAAAAAGGUGAAGAGAUUAUGAUAUUUUGAUGAGUUGUUUUGUUUUUGGCAAAAUUUCUUCCA